Molecule: messenger RNA, 321 nt
Organism: Strongylus vulgaris
Lineage: Eukaryota; Metazoa; Nematoda; Chromadorea; Rhabditida; Strongylidae
Source: the annotation of a GenBank genome assembly
AUGGCUGCUAGCCGGGGUUCAAUAGCUGCCGGUGGGCUAGGUGGUGUGACAGCCUUACUACUUCUGGGGUUCUCAGCUUCUGUGCAGUUUGUUUUUGCUUCGAGAGCUACAUUUUUUGGUUUAUUUGAUGUACUGCGAACAAGCGUUGCUGAUCCAAAACAGCUGCAUUUUUUAACGCUUUGGCUGAUAGCGCAGGUCUGUUUGAUAACUUCUGGAUUAUUGUGUUACCCUAUGGACACAGUGAGGCGGCAAAUGAUGAUGCAAGCGGGAAGAAUUGAUAAAACAUUUCGCAGCUCCUGGAGCUGUUGGUGUCACAUUGCC